Molecule: messenger RNA, 2257 nt
Organism: Neurospora hispaniola
Lineage: Eukaryota; Fungi; Ascomycota; Sordariomycetes; Sordariales; Sordariaceae
Exons: 5
Coding region: 107-2077 (656 amino acids)
Biological process (GO): glutamyl-tRNA aminoacylation
Cellular component (GO): mitochondrion
Molecular function (GO): tRNA binding; ATP binding; zinc ion binding
Source: RefSeq, a predicted model, not a curated record
CAAACUCUCACAUGUUAUCUUGCUCCCUCCACCUUCUCAUACUGUUAGUCUCAGCAUCUGACUUCACAAUUUCAAAAACCAAAAAAGGGAGGUGACAGUCUGAAAAAUGAGGGGCAUAGGGCUACUGUUGAGGAGGCCAGGCUGUCCUUCUCUUGCGAGUGUCUCAAGUCUUUCUUCGCGGCGUUUGUGGUUCUCAUCGACGAGAUCCACCCUCUGCCCACAUCAAACGCAAGUUACGCAGCAACAACAAGGUGAAGGCGUCUUGAAAGGAUCCAAGAAAAGACAGGCUGAGGAUAAGUGGAAGCUGCCAGACUCACCGUGCCGUACCCGUUUUGCGCCCUCGCCUACCGGAUAUCUGCACCUGGGAUCUCUAAGGACCGCUCUAUUCAACUACCUUCUUGCCAAGGCGACCGGCGGCCAGUUCAUUCUCCGCAUCGAAGACACAGACCAGACUCGCCUUGUACACGACGCUGAGCAGAGGCUAUUUGAUGACUUGAGAUGGGCCGGCCUCUCUUGGGAUGAAGGCCCCGAUGUUCAGGGACCAUAUGGGCCGUAUAGGCAGUCCGAACGGCUGUCACUUUAUGACGAGCAUGCCAACCAGUUGAUCCGCGAGGGCAAGGCGUAUAGAUGCUUCUGCUCACCCGAGGAUCUUGAGCGCCACAAGCAGGCCGCACACGAGUCUGGAGAGUCGACAGCGUAUCCCGGCACAUGCCGCAACGUCUCACUAGAGGAAUCAGACGACAGAGCUGCCAAAGGGGAGAAGUAUGCCGUGAGAUUCAAGAGCAGCGACAAGCCCAUCAUCAUCGAGGAUAUUCUCUAUACCCGUUACCGCAAGAGAGAGCCCGAGGAGGACUUCAUCAUCCGGAAGCGUGAUGGUUUUCCAACCUACCACUUUGCCAAUAUCGUCGAUGACCGGGCCAUGAAGAUUACUCACGUCAUUCGCGGCGCCGAAUGGCUCAUUUCAACCCCCAAACACGUCGAGCUAUACAACGCCUUCGGCUGGGAACCACCCAAAUUUGCUCACGUCGGUCUCCUCGUCGACAAAGAGCGCCAAAAGCUGAGCAAGCGCCACAAGGGCGUCGACAUGUCCUGGUACAAGGACAACCAGAUCCCUCCCGAGGCUUUGCUCAACUUCGCCGUCCUGCUCGGGUGGAGCCAGAAGAGUGGUGAGCCCGACUUCAUGACGCUCCAAGAUAUGGUCGACCGGUUUUCCUUCAAGUUCAGCAAGGGUGACAUCGUCGUCUCUUUCGACAAGCUCCCCUACCUCCACGAGAAGCACUUUGAGCAUCUACUCCGGCAGGAACCGCCCAACCUGCCGCGUCUGCAGAGCUACCUGAUCAACCCCAUCAGGGAUAUGAUCACGGCUGUUGAGGACGCCCGCGCCGAAACCCCUAAGGGAGCCCUUGAGGAAACUACAGUUCAUAACAUCCCCCUCCCCUCCCUCGCCUCUCCUGUCCCCCAGACCCAAGAGUCCCCUGCUUCUGCCCAGGACUACAUCCUCCGCGCCCUCCGCACAGCCAAGUCAAUCAAGCCCGAUCUGGAGCUUUUCCUCUCCCAGAACCGGUACGCCUUCUGGACCAUCCCCCCCUCGGUUCUCUCCAAAAACUUUGACGAAACCCCGUCCCUCCAGCACGCCAAGCUCGAUGGUGAGGAAGCCAGUCCCAGUGUCGUCAUGCGCUUCAUCGUUGAACAGCUCAGCGAUAUUGUCUCCUCCAAGGGGGAAGAGGGAUCUCCGGAGGAGAAGAAGGCCGAAGUGGAAGAAUGGAUGGCUGAGAGGAUUAAGCUGGUCGUGGAUGCCACGGUCAAGGCCGUGAGCGUCAGCGACCCGGAAACGGGCGAGCCGAUCAAGGGCGCGGGCGGCUACAAGUUUCUGCGGUGGGCGCUGUUGGCGGGCGAUCAUGGACCGGGACUGGUGUCGGUCAUGGAGUUGCUGGGUAGAAAGGAGACGAUGAAGAGGCUGAUUACCUCGUACAAGGUUGCUCUGGAGAAGGAGAAGGCAGAGAAUGGGGAAAGUGGUUCGGGCACAAUGGAUGCGGUGGCAACUGGUCUUGGACUGGCGUUGUUUGACCUGUUCUAGAACACAAAGGCAAGGGCGUAUGGCAUGUAAAAUAUCGGUAGUUUUGGGCGGAUGGCUGUAGCUGUUGUGCCAUGUAUUACUAUUUGUCGUUUGGAUUUGUCCAUCUAGUAUUCCAUGGCUAGUCCCUGGUUGUCUCUUCUCUUGGAGGAAAAGGGCGUUUGUUGACUAUCAUCUCCAGUC